This is a messenger RNA of Sceloporus undulatus (fence lizard), 5301 nucleotides long. It is a transcript of the gene USP35, whose product is annotated as ubiquitin specific peptidase 35. The coding region runs from base 201 to 3209 and encodes 1002 amino acids. Gene Ontology annotation, cellular component: nucleus; cytosol. Gene Ontology annotation, molecular function: cysteine-type endopeptidase activity; cysteine-type deubiquitinase activity. Gene Ontology annotation, biological process: protein deubiquitination. Lineage: Eukaryota; Metazoa; Chordata; Lepidosauria; Squamata; Phrynosomatidae. The record is from RefSeq and is a predicted model, not a curated record. The transcript is spliced from 11 exons.
CUCUUCUUCAUUGCUGCCUCAGCAUCAGAGAUUGCAGAUCCAAUUGAGGAUUUUAUAUAUAUAUAAAUUAUACAUAUAUAAUUUUUUGUGCAAGGGAGCCCUCACUAGCAGAGAGGAGAAAGAGAAGAAGGGGAGACAUUGGCCACCCUCCAAGCAUCUUGUGAACCUGGGAGGAAAAAAGACACCCUCAAAAGGUCAAGAUGGACAAAAUCCUUGAAGCCAUCAUGAUGUCGUCUUACCCCGACCACAUGAAACAAGGUUUAGUGCGGCGUGUCAUCGAGGCUUCAAAACAGUCCAUGGACAGUGAACAAUGUUGGGUGAUGCUUGAGCUCUCUACUAAACUCUUCCUCGUAGGCGAUACCAAGUUCAAGAGGUCAGUCGGCAAAGAUGUUCUGGAAGUUUAUGGCCUUUACCACCGGGAAGUCUUUGAGGAGUUCUUCAAUGUCCGUUUCCUCUUAAGCCUCCUCCAGGAGGGCUAUGGACCUCUUGGCAAAACAAGCCUCUAUGUGUUUGAUUAUAUCCACCUUGGGUUGGCCUUUGUUUUGGAUAGCCCAUCAGCUAAUGAUAUUUUCAGCUUGCUGAGAACCGAAGUUCUCCGAAAGGUCUGCGAGAGGCCGGGCCUCAAGCAGUGUGUGAAAAUCAGCAAACUCUUAAUUCAGUAUCCUCAGUGUAUUCCCACAGGCAAACGGCAAGCUCUUUUCUGCCAGCAGCUCAUCCGAUGCAUUGGGCAAUUCCGAACCACAUCGGGAAGAGAAGAGGCCAUUGUGGACUUCCUAGACCAUGUGAUCAAAGUUGGCCUUUUGCUGCAGAAAAUAUGGAAGACACAGGUGUCCUCAAUUCUCCCCUCCUUGAAAGAACUCUUCGCAAUCAUUUCAUCAUCUGAAGAUCAAGAUCCACCAUCUAUUGCCUUAGCCAGUGUGGUCCAGUAUGUUCCCCUGGAACUCAUGGAUGGGAUCCUAAGAAACCUCACCAAUGAUGACAGCAUAACAGAUGUUCAGAUGAUGAUGGCAAUUGGCAGGAUGAUUGAAUGGGUCUCGUGGCCUCUGGGGAAGAAUAUAGACAAGUGGAUCAUUGCUUUGCUCAAGGGGUUGGCUGCGGUGAAGAAGUUCAGCAUCUUGAUAGAAGUCACACUUUCCAAAAUUGAAAGGGUGUUUUCCAAGCUGUUAUAUCCUAUCCUGAGGGAGGGAGCACUUUCUAUUCUACGUUACAUGCUCCUCAGCUUCCAGCAUUCCCAUGAAGCAUUUCACUUGCUUCUCCCGCACAUUCCCAGAGUGGUGGCCGCCCUCAACAAGGAAAACUCCAAUUCUGCGGCAAGCUGCUUGGAACAGCUGGCUGAGCUCAUCCACUGCAUGUUCUUCCGUUUCUCGGGAUUCCCAGACCUCUACGAACCUGUCGUGGAGGCAAUCAAAGCUCUUCCAAUUCCAAAUGAAGACCGGAUAAAACACUUGCUUGGACAAAAUGCUUGGACCUCACAGAAGAACGAAUUAGCCUGUUUUUACCCUCGUCUGGCUUCCAAAUCUGAAACAGGGAAAAUAGGAUUGAUCAACUUGGGGAACACCUGCUAUAUGAACAGCAUCAUCCAAGCACUCUUCAUGGCCUCAGACUUCAGGCAUUCCGUGAUGAAUUUAGCAGAGAACAAUUCCCAGCCCUUGAUGGCGAAGCUUCAGUGGUUGUUUGCCUUUCUAGAGCACAGUCAGCGGCCUGCCAUCUCACCUGAAAGCUUUUUCUUGGCAUCAUGGCCUCCCUGGUUCACAAGGGGAGCACAACAAGACUGUUCCGAAUACUUGAAGUACCUACUUGAUCGGCUGCAUGAAGAAGAGAGAACGGGAAGAAGAAUUUACCAGACUCUCAAAGGGUCCACACUGACACCUCAGGCUGACCAACUGCAUUCUCUGAACAAGACUCUAGUUGAAAAGAUGUUUGGAGGCAAAAUUAAGACAAAAAUUCGUUGUCUGAAGUGCCUAAAAGUCUCUUCCAGGGAAGAGGCCUUCACAGACCUUUCCUUGGCAUUUCCACCAGCAGAUAAGCAUGUGCCUACACCUGUUGGCAGUGCCUCAUUUUUACCUGUGGAAGAAAUGGGCCCACAGACCACUCAUCCCAUCACAGAAGCUCAGUCUAGGCUGAGUGAUUCACCAAGGAGGUUGGAGAAGUUUACUGUGCCUGGAAUAAUCUCCUCCAAAACGUUGCCAGUUGAAACUUUGAGACCAGAAGGACAAGAGAUAACUUUCCCUUUGGGAUCUGACUGGGAUGCUGCUGGUGCAAAGCCCAAAGAAGACUCAACGUUGGCCAUGAAGGAGCAGGUUUGUGGUCCUGAGCCUUCCAGAUCAGUCCCUGAUUUGAUCAAUUAUUUCUUAUCGCCUGAGAUGCUGACAGCGGAGAACCGUUAUCACUGUGAAAACUGUGCCUCCCUUCAGGAUGCAGAGAAGCUGGCUGAACUGACAGAGGGACCGCACUACCUCAUCCUCACUUUGUUGAGGUUCUCCUUUGACCUGAGAGUCAUGCGGAGAAAGAAGAUCCUUGACAACAUCUCCGUCCCCUUGGUGUUGAAGCUGCCAGUUCUGACACCCUCCGAAGAACUGUGUGACACUGAUCCCAUGAGGAACGGUGGGCAUGCUUCAUCAUGCAAGCGCUUUGCUUCGGUGGUGUACGAUCUUUGCAGCGUGGUGGUACAUUCUGGGGUCUCCUCGGAGAGCGGCCAUUACUAUUGUUACGCCAGGGAAUGCGAGGACACCAUCACCAAACGUGACCCAAAGGAGGCUUCUUGGAGCAUUGUCUCAGAGAAACCUCCAGACCUCGCAAUUCAGUGGUAUCUUUUCAAUGACACCAGAGUUUCCUUCUCAUCAUUUGAGUCAGUUAGCAAUGUCACCUCCUUCUUACCCAAGGACACAGCUUAUCUGCUCUUUUAUCGACAGAGGACCAUGCAGUCCGUAAACGUGAAGUCUGAGGCAGCUGUAGAAUCUGGCUGGGUGAAUGGAGAUUUGCACUCUCCAGACAAAAGCCUGAUGGAAGCCAUUGCAAAGGAUAACAUCCUCUUUCUGCAGGAACAGGAAAAGGAAGCCCGAAGCAGAAGUGCCUACAUUUCAGCCUUGCCCAAAUCCCCUCUGUGGUGGAAGGACUUCAAUGGGGACGAUGAUGAUGGUGCCUCAGGGGGCUGUGGGCAUGACCCUGGUGGAGGAAGCUCAGGUUCUUUUCACGGACUCGUCUUCUAGAAGGGCCAUUUUGCCCAGGCCAAAUGGCUAAUGCUGUAACCAUCAAACAUGUCUCUUCAGCGUUCAGUUCUCUUGCCUAUGAAUUCUUAGCAACAGAACGAGGCCCACAAUGACCAGACAGAGCACUACCAAAAAAGAAAAAAAAGUAUUCAACUAUUAUCCUCCAUAUCUCCAUGGAAAGCUGGGAACUAUCGUUUUCUUGGGGCAAGGUAGCAAACAGGUCAUUCUCAGUCUCCUCACAGAAUCACAAUUCCUGCAAACUGCAAGGGGAAGCUAUAGCAGUGUUCAGCAUAGUUUGUAGUGUACUGAAAAUCACAUGCACACACACACACAACUUCCGCUGUCUUUGUAGAAAUGUGGGGAAUCAUGAAAUGCAGUUAGAGAAAACAAUGCUGCAAGUUGGACUUAAUCUGUGACUCAAAGAAAUUGGCACCAUUGUGGACUCUUGUUGCAUGAUGCCUUUUUGAAGCAAAGCAUUUGGGUGGGUGUUGAAUCUUUAUGCUGAGUUGCAUCAUUGUUGUCACGUGAGGGGUCUUUUUAGUGGGUUUAAAACAUUAUACAGAUUUUUUAAGCUAAAAGGCCAAAGUUGUCUAUUCUCAUGUCCAGUGGCAUCACUAAGGUUGGUGUUAUCCUAGUGUGGUAACUUAUUGUCGCUCCCAGGCAGGUGGCGAUACCAGGGGAGACAACAUGGAACAUGGGAGAGAGUGAGAGAAGGAGAAAUGGCAGCAGGCUGGAGGGGUGCUCACCAUCCAACUUCCCCUUCCUGACUGCCUUUCUGCAUUUCCCAUACCAGCCAAGUUGCCUGGCACACACCCCAGAUGCCCCUCUCCAUCAGCCAGAGCGCAUCUGCCCACUGCUGGCACCUAGCAACUCCUUCUGGGUCUGGCUGGGAGGCUACUUGCUGGGCAGGAAAGAGAGGAGAAGGAAUCCAUGGCUGCCUCUCUGCUGACACCAUUGUCUCCCUUUCCUGCCUGACCAGCCAUGGUGCCUCCACCAUCUGCCCACUGCUGUUGCCUGCCAAGCUCUGGUCAGACAGAAAAGAGAGAAGAGAAGGAAUCCAUGACUGCACAAUGCUGCUGCUGCUGCCAUUGCCUUCCUUUACCGCCUGGCCAGCAGCCUCGCCAGACCCGGUUCCUGAGUGGAGGAACACCAUUCCCAGAUGGCUGGCACGCCACUGCCUUGUGCCGGGCAAUUCAGCAGGAGGGAAGAAAGGGCUAGGUAGUCUGCUGGGGCCCCUGGUGGAAGUAGGUUACUUCUGCCACCUGGAAUCCCUGUCUGGGUCUGGCGGGGGCUACUGGCUGGGCAGAAAAGGGAGCAGAAGGAAAGGAAUCCAUGGCUGGCCCUGCCGCUGACACCUUUGCCUUCCUUUCCUGUCUGGCCAGCAGUCUUGCCAGGCUGAGAAGGCACUUCUAGGUGGCAGAAUGGCUUUCUGAGAUGGCACCAUUGCCAUGCCCUGUGUUUACUUCUGGGGCAGGGAACACAUGGCAUAAGGAGUGAAGGAAAAACAAGGUAGUCUACUGCGCCCCCUGAUAGUGUGAGGUGCUUCUGCCACCUGGAAGCCUCUUCUAGAUAUGGUGUGGCUGCUGUGCAGGAGGGAAUGGGAGGUGCUGGCAGUAGGAAGGAGUCUGUGAAUGCUGCCACUGCUGGCAUCUUGCCUAGCCAGCUGACAGACCAGGAAGGGGCUGCUGGGCAACAGCAACACCCUACCCAUACCAGUGGCCACAGCAGUCAGAUGACAGAAGGAGUCUAGCUGGUGGAGGGGGAUGGCCAGGGGUCUUGGGACAGACAGUGAGUGACCACCUCGCUAGGUGUUCACCGCUCUCUGUGGUGGUACGCAAUGUGGUUGAUACCUCUUACCCCUUGCAUCCAUUAGGGAUGCCCCUGGUCAGGUCUUACUUUAGAUUGGGUUGGAUAAAAUCCAUCCUUUCAUAUGCUGGAGUGUAACUCCCACUUUGGACACAUGCUUGCCUAUAACUCCAUGCUAUUGACUAUGCUGGCUAGGACUCAUGGAGGCUGCAGUCCAUUUCCAUCUGGUGUGGCAACACUGCCCACCUCUGCCUUUACAGAGUGAGGUAAGAUUAUUAAACAUUAC